Molecule: messenger RNA, 895 nt
Organism: Impatiens glandulifera
Lineage: Eukaryota; Viridiplantae; Streptophyta; Magnoliopsida; Ericales; Balsaminaceae
Product: nuclear transcription factor Y subunit B-4-like
Exons: 1
Coding region: 78-539 (153 amino acids)
Biological process (GO): regulation of transcription by RNA polymerase II
Cellular component (GO): CCAAT-binding factor complex
Molecular function (GO): RNA polymerase II cis-regulatory region sequence-specific DNA binding; DNA-binding transcription activator activity, RNA polymerase II-specific; protein heterodimerization activity
Source: RefSeq, a predicted model, not a curated record
UCCUUAUCAUCUAAAAGGGACAGGUGUCUAUGUUAUAGAAGAUCUGAUCAGAUUAAGUGUAACUAUAUUAUCAAUUAAUGGCUGAUCAGCAUGGAGAUCAAGAUCGGUUGCUUCCCAUUGCAAACGUGGGGAGGAUUAUGAAGCAGAUCUUGCCCCCAUCAGCAAAGAUCUCCAAAGAAGCCAAACUUACAAUGCAAGAGUGUGUAUCCGAGUUCAUAAGCUUUGUCACUGAGGAAGCAUCCGACAAGUGUCACAAGGAGAAUAGGAGAACGUUGAAUGGGGACGAUGUUUGUUGGGCUUUAAGCUCGCUAGGGUUCGACGACUAUGGUGAGGCUAUGGAAAAGUAUAUGCAUAGAUAUAGGGAGUAUGAGAGGCAAAGAGGAAAGGAAACCAAGAGAAACAACGGGGAAGCAUCAAAUACUAGGGAAAAUGAUCAAUCUAGCGGGGAUCAUGAUAAUACUACCCUAGCUCCCUUGGAGUUUAGAAUCCUAGAAAGAGGCGAAGGAUCUCUCCCUAGAUCAAAUAUUUUCAAGCCAUGAAAGAUAAGGAGAAGCAAAAAAGAUCAUAGGGAAAAGUAAGUUGAUCCAUAACUUGAUUUGUGUUUUCUCAUUUCAUUUUGGUGGGUAAAUAUCUCAAAUCUAAUUUAUGUAUGUGUAUUUUGUAAUGAAUCUUGGAAACUCAGUUAUCUCAACUUAAAACCCUAAUUGUGUAUUGAUCCUUUGUUAAUUCUUGGAAUAGUGUUGUCAUUUUGAUUUUGAUAAUUGUAUUGAGAUAAUAAGAUGACUAUCCUAAUCAAUUUUAAAUUGUUGGUUAGAAGGUUAUGUUUAAUGUUUGAGACAUGGUGUUCUUGAUCAAUGUUUUCUUUUUUGUAUUGUAAUUCUUUUGUAAAAUGUGA